Helicoverpa zea (corn earworm) is the source of this 1262-nucleotide messenger RNA. RefSeq names its product 28S ribosomal protein S29, mitochondrial (gene mRpS29). Gene Ontology annotation, biological process: apoptotic process. Gene Ontology annotation, molecular function: structural constituent of ribosome. The record is from RefSeq and is a predicted model, not a curated record. Bases 109 to 1224 code for a protein of 371 amino acids. The transcript has 8 exons. Gene Ontology annotation, cellular component: mitochondrial small ribosomal subunit; mitochondrial ribosome. Lineage: Eukaryota; Metazoa; Arthropoda; Insecta; Lepidoptera; Noctuidae.
CAGGAAAUAGGAAUUAUUUUUAGGUUAUGUUGUGACUGGUUGUGGGUCGUUUUAUAAUCAUAAAAAGAUCAAAUAACUUUACAUUCUUACUUAAUUAACGUUAUCAAAAUGCUAUCACGCAGCUGGAGGCAUUUGUGUCGGCGGUAUUCUCAAGCUGCUACUUUUAGAACUGCUGAGAACUCACCCGCACAACACAAUGAGAAGCAAGAAGGUUUAUUUUACACAUUGAAUCCUGAUCUAUGCAAACAACUUUUCGGCCAUGGCGGGCUUCCAAAAAGUUUCAAGCAGCAGACCAAGACGUUUACAGAAACUGCCAUAAUGGUACGCCAGCCAGCAUUAGACCUUAUAAAUUGUAUAAGGUCUAGUGAUAUGAACCAACCAGCCAUCAGAUAUGUGCUAUAUGGUGAGAAAGGCACAGGCAAGUCUAUAACCAUGGCACAUCUUCUGCACUAUGCCCAUGAAGAGGGCUAUCUAAUUGUACAUGUUCCAUGGGUAUCAGAAUGGCUGAGGCGUCUUCCACGUCACAAGGAGAUGGUCAACUCGCCGACUCGCGAAGGUUUCGUUGAUUUGCCGAUCGACGCCGCCGCCUGGCUCAUACACUUCAAAAGCCAGAACCAGACAUUACUCAAAUCUAAUGAUUUGAAAAUCUCAAAAGAGUAUGUAUGGAGCAAGCGUGAGAAGACAGAAGAAGGUUCUCCAUUGUCUGCGCUGGUAGAACACGGCAUUACUCGCGUGAAAUACGCCUGUGACGUCAUUGAUGCACUCAUUGAUGAGAUCAAGAUACUAUCCAACAACAAACAAUGCAAAACCUUUGUUGCAAUUGAUGGGUUCAACAGUUUCUUCUACCCAUUGACGCGGCUCAACACGCCCACCAAGAGGAAGGUCACACCUGAAGAGGUCACACUUACUACAACAUUUUUAAAACUCACUACUAAUGACUGGACAAAUGGUGCUAUUGUCGUAUCUGCAGACCAGUUAGCAGUUCCUGAUACUAAUCAAGAAAGUCACUUUCCAAGAUAUUUGCUCUACAAAAAGGGCUUUGAACACCUAGAUCCAUUUGUGCCAAUAGAGGUAGGCAGAUACAGUGACAAGGAGUUCCUAUCCUGUGCAGAGUACUACAGGGACCGGCUAUGGCUCCGAGGCCCCCCAGAGAUGGAGACAGAGUUGAAGUUCACCAGUGCAUGCAACCCUUACAGGUUCAUGGAGCAGUGUGCACCUUUGUAGUUUUAUAAGAUUCGUAAUAUAAUGUAGUUGGUAUUUAA